AUGAAAGUCCUCAUCAUCGGCGCCGGCCUCGGUGGCCUAACCGCUGCACUUGAUUUUGCGCAGCACGGCCAUGAAGUCGUGGUCCUCGAGCGACGAAAAGAACUGUCGCCGCAGGGCGGCAGCAUCAUGAUCAGAUCGGGUGCGUGCAGUACGCUUCAUACUCUGGGGCUGGAGGCAGAUCUAGAAGCCAUGUCAGAUCGUGUACCAACUACACUGGUGCGAGACAUGACGACUGGUGAGGUCAUUAAACGGUAUCCCGUUGAGGUGUCGGAUACCCCGGCUUGGGGCACCACGAGACUGGACCUGAUGCACCUGCUCUAUAGAAAGGCUGUCGAAGCUGGGGUAGAUGUGCGAUUUGGCUACUUUGUCGCGGAUGUUCUCGACGAGCCAGGAACGGAGCGCCCAUUUGCCGAGCUGGACGAAGGCACACACAUCGGUGCGGACCUUAUCCUGGUUGCCGAUGGCAUUAAAUCGCGCCUGCGUGACCGGGUCCUAUCGCUCGUUCCUGGGUCCUACGAACCCAUUGUGAGCGACACGACGUUCUACGGCUUAAACGUUGUGGUCUCCGACCUCAAGACACACGAGGGGACCGCACGGCUCACGGGGCAAACCGACGUCAACAUCUGGAAGGGCGAGCCAGGUUACGUUGUGACUCGGCACAACUCGAAAACAAAACACGUCUCAUUCCUCUACGGGGUGCAGUCUGCGACAGACCAAAAGGAGCUGUGGGAUGAAGAUGGCGAUAUCGAACAUGUCCGACGGAUCUUCAGCGGCUCCUGCAGCGAGUUGGCAGUUCCCCUGCAGUUCGCGCAAAACUGCGAUCGAUGGAGACUAGCAGAGAUGCCACGCCUACCAACAUGGAGAACCGACACCGGACGCGUGAUUCUACUUGGAGAUUCUGCGCAUGCCAUGCACCCAAAUGCCGGCCAGGGGUACUCGCAGAUUGUGGAAGAUAUCGCCGUGCUGAGCUUUCUCAUCCACAACGACGAUAUAAGCUCGAAGCCACUGCGGGAAAUAACAAAGAUCUGGCAGGAUAUUCGGAAACCGCGUGUGGAACGCAUAUCCAACUUCUCGAAUUGGAAAACACAAUGGUUCUCGGGCGAACGUGCUGUUUUUACGCAAGCAGGAGACUGGGGCGAGGAUGCUACGAGUUUGAGGGAGAUAUUUCCAGACAUGCAUGCUCCAUUUGACAGCUCGGCUUUUUUGAAAUGGGUCCUCGAUUUUGAUGCCGCCGUGGAGGCAAGGAAGUAUCUGGAGCGGCAUGGUAUCGUGUCGCAGAAGGAGGGUUGA
This is a messenger RNA of Aspergillus calidoustus, 1290 nucleotides long. NCBI's taxonomy places the organism in Eukaryota, Fungi, Ascomycota, Eurotiomycetes, Eurotiales, Aspergillaceae. The record is from the annotation of a GenBank genome assembly.